AGUAAAUAACGAAACGGAAGAACUGUAACAAGUUGGUAUCUCUCUGAAAACUUGCAAAACCUGAGAAGCUAGCCUGUUUAAAACAGGAAGCUAUGAUGUUUACUACCUGACUGGUGUAUAUGAUCAAGUGUUAUCUCUGUUUCAUUAGCAGUGAAACUUAAGUUACUACUGGACUCAUAAAGGACUUAGCAAAAAUCACCAGAGACAAGUAGAAUGGCAUUCAACACAGAUGAAAUCAAGACUGUGGUUGAAAGCUUUGAGACCACACCCUAUGAAUAUGAGUGGGCACCACCCUGUGAAAAAGUCAGCAUCAAAGAGCUGGGGUCAUGGCUCCUGCCUCCACUGUACUCCCUGGUGUUCAUCAUAGGCCUCUUGGGCAACAUGAUGGUUGUGUUGAUUCUCAUAAAGUACAGGAAGCUACAAAUUAUGACUAAUAUCUACCUGUUCAACUUGGCAAUUUCUGACCUGCUCUUUCUCUUCACUGUCCCAUUCUGGAUUCACUAUGUUCUGUGGAAUGAGUGGGGUUUUGGCCACUACAUGUGUAAAAUGUUGUCUGGGUUUUAUUACCUGGCUUUGUACAGUGAGAUCUUUUUCAUCAUCCUGCUGACGAUUGACAGAUACCUGGCUAUCGUCCAUGCUGUGUUUGCCCUUCGAGCCCGAACUGUGACUUUUGCUGCUAUCACCAGUAUCAUUACCUGGGGCCUUGCAGGACUAGCAGCAUUGCCUGAAUUUAUCUUCCAUGAGUCUCAAGACAGCUUUGGAGAGAUCUCCUGCAGUCCUCGCUAUCCAGAGGGCGAAGAAGACAGCUGGAAGCGUUUCCAUGCUCUAAGAAUGAAUAUCUUUGGUCUAGCUCUUCCUCUCCUCAUUAUGGUUAUCUGCUACUCAGGAAUCAUUAAAACUCUGCUGAGAUGUCCCAAUAAAAAAAAACACAAGGCCAUCCGUCUUAUUUUUGUUGUUAUGAUAGUCUUUUUUAUUUUUUGGACCCCAUACAACCUGGUUCUCCUUUUUUCUGCUUUUCACAGCACGUUUUUGGAGACCAGUUGUCAGCAAAGUAAACACCUGGACCUGGCCAUGCAGGUGACUGAGGUGAUUGCCUACACCCACUGCUGUAUUAAUCCAGUAAUCUACGCCUUUGUUGGUGAGAGGUUCCGGAAACACCUUCGAGUCUUUUUCCACAGAAAUGUGGCAAUUUACCUGGGAAAAUAUAUUCCGUUUCUUCCUGGUGAGAAAAUGGAAAGAACAAGCUCUGUCUCCCCAUCAACCGGGGAACAAGAAAUCUCUGUGGUAUUUUAGUUGGGCAGAGAAAAUUGUCUCUUAUUCCAUGGACUGAAAGAUGAAGCAAACACAUUAAGUCAGUCACAAUGACCUCUAGGUCAAUCAUUUGUACUUUCCAUGCAAUGCUGAUGCUCUCAAAGACCUGAAAACACACAUAAUAACUGCAGAAUAUCUUCAUCUACCCCAAGAUCAUUACUAGAGGGCAUGUGCUGGCCAGUUGGCAAUUCAUCAAACAUGAAAAAGGCAGCUUUUUUUGGAUUCUCUGAAGAGUUACACAUGUUCUGAUUCUCUUAAAUGUUAAAUAAUCCAUUCACAAGUAGGAAGGUUUAAAAAAUAUUUAAACUUCUACUUUAGCCACUUUUUGACAUCAAUGAAAUGUUUCACAAAAUGCAUUUAUUUUAUUUCCUAACCUAAGUAGUUCUUUUUUCUUCUUGAUAAUGGCUUUCUUUUUCCUCUUUUUUAAAAAAAUAUUAUUGGAAUAUGGACUAUUGCUCUUACAGGAGACUGGGUGUUAUAUCUUGUUUAAUUUUUUCUUAAAAGUCAAAUUAAAUCAUAUUUCCUAUUAGUAAUUUAAAGCAUCUUGGAAGGAACACGCUCUCCUCAUAAUGCUAGUUUUAUGUUGAAAAAUAGGCUGGGGCUAUCUGUAUUG
This is a messenger RNA of Mus caroli (Ryukyu mouse), 1924 nucleotides long. RefSeq names its product C-C motif chemokine receptor 3 (gene Ccr3). Gene Ontology annotation, cellular component: cytoplasm; external side of plasma membrane; membrane. Gene Ontology annotation, molecular function: C-C chemokine binding; C-C chemokine receptor activity. Gene Ontology annotation, biological process: calcium-mediated signaling; inflammatory response; G protein-coupled receptor signaling pathway. Lineage: Eukaryota; Metazoa; Chordata; Mammalia; Rodentia; Muridae. The record is from RefSeq and is a predicted model, not a curated record.